This is a messenger RNA of Cololabis saira (Pacific saury), 1971 nucleotides long. Its product is annotated as GTPase IMAP family member 8-like. The coding region runs from base 44 to 1603 and encodes 519 amino acids. The transcript has 3 exons. Gene Ontology annotation, molecular function: GTP binding. NCBI's taxonomy places the organism in Eukaryota, Metazoa, Chordata, Actinopteri, Beloniformes, Belonidae. The record is from RefSeq and is a predicted model, not a curated record.
UCCUUUUCAGGUGUGGUCUCAGGCUGACGGAUCUACUAAAAACAUGUCCCAAAAAACUGUACCAUUUAAGCGGACCAUGCUGGUUAUAUCUCUGGUAGAGGAGUGGUCUUGUCUGAAGUCUUUGCUGCAGGACAGCUCUGGAGAUAACGGUCAUCAGGUAGCCUUCAGCUCUCUGGGGUCAAACCCAGUCUGCAACUUAACGGUGGAGGAUCACAUGAUUAGCCUGCACUAUGCACAUUUAAAAGAAGACAUGCCAGAGGAGAGCAUCUGCCAGGCAAUGGAUGGAUGCUUUAAGUGCUGCACAAAUGCAAUCACAACCUUUCUACUGCUGAUUCAAGGUGGGUGUUACACAAAGAAGGAAAGAAGAUUGAUAGAGAUUCUGCAAGCACACUUUGGAGUUGAGAGUUUGAAAUACCUGGUUAUUCUCUCGCUGGAAGAUGGAAAAGUUACUGACACACUGGAUGACACCCUCCUGGAUCUGAUAAACAUGUGUGACGGUAGAUACUGCCGUAUCACGGCCUCCACUGCGAGUGGCGGCCUGCACGCGUUGCUUGAGAUGGUCAGCAAUGUGCUGGCUGAAAACGGUGAGAGGGGCUACACUGAAACCAUGCUGACGGAGUCGAGGAGAAGGUGCACGGAGGACUCGGCCAUGAACAUGCUCAAGCAGAAGGUGCAGGAAGCAGAGGAGAAGGCGCAGGCGUUCAAAGAACGGGCUCAACUGCGGGAAGAAAGAAGAGCCAGAGAAGUGGAGGAGCUGAAGGCAAAGCAUGCUGAGGAGAGAAAGAAGGAAGCAGCUGAAAAGAACAAACUUGAGACAAGGAGAGUAAGUCUUCAGGAGGCAGAGAUCAGCCACAGAGCCAUGCUGCAGCUGCACAUGAGCACCCCCGAUGAUGAUGAAACAAAGAAGAUUUCUGUCAUUCUACUGGGCCUCUCCGGCAGUGGGAAAUCCUCUGCCCUUAAUCUAAUUCUAAACCGAGCGGGCCAUCAGUACUCAGUCAGCGGGUUCGCUCACGAACAAGCCGCACCAACUUUGUCCUGCGAUAGAAAGGAAGUGUGUGCAGCAGGCGGACGGAUCCUCCUGGUGGACACCCCCGAGCUGUGGGACGAAGACGGGGUGGAGAACGCAGAGCUGGUGAAAGACUGCCUGGCCUUGGCUCUGCCCGGACCCCACGUCUUCCUGCUGGUGCUGCAGGUCGGACGCUUCACCCAGGGGGAGCGGGAGAUGCUUGGACACAUGCAGAAGAUCUUUGGGCGAGAGAUUCCCGAGCACACCAUCGUCCUGUUCGUUCACGUGGAGGGAAACCCGUACCGGCCUCAGAACAUCAACGAUUACGUGGCCCGAGCUCACUCCUCUCUGCAGGAGCUCGUCCGGAGCUGCGGGAGUCGCUAUUACGAGUUGAACGUCACCAAAUCCCAGGGGGCUUUGAGCUAUCCGCAGGUGAAGGAGCUGCUCUCAGGAGUCAACAAACUAGUCGCCUCACAUGGAGGCGGAGCCUUCUCGGCCAAGAGAUUCUCCCCUCAGGAGCUGAAGGAAAGAAAUAAAGUGAUGGGGGAGAGGAGUGAGGGGGCACUGGAAGUUAACUACUUGUUAAGAGAUGAAUGAUUUCUUUAUGUGGGUGCAGAGGGAAAAACAUUUGACUAGAAGUGAUAUUUAAGUUUCAGCUGUUUAGAAUUAGCAGCCUCUGAAUUUGUUAUGGAAUUGAAUUACAUUAAGAAUUAAUUGGUUUAAAUCAGGGGUCGGCAACCCAAAAUGUUGAAAGAGCCAUAUUGGAUCAAAAACACAAAAAACAAAUAUGUCUGGAGCCGCAAAAAAUGAAAAGUCUUGUAUAAGCCUUAGAAUGAAGACAACACAUGCUGCAUGUAUUAGCUAUAAAUGGGGGAAGAUGUUUUCAUUAUGCACUUUGAGAAAAAAGUCGAAAUGUCGAGAUUAAUGUUGAAGUACAAUCUUGAGAAAAAAGUCGAAAUGUUGAG